This is a messenger RNA of Colletotrichum abscissum, 1227 nucleotides long. Its product is annotated as protein phosphatase methylesterase 1. Lineage: Eukaryota; Fungi; Ascomycota; Sordariomycetes; Glomerellales; Glomerellaceae. Gene Ontology annotation, biological process: protein demethylation. The transcript has 3 exons. Gene Ontology annotation, molecular function: protein methylesterase activity. The record is from RefSeq and is a predicted model, not a curated record. The coding region runs from base 1 to 1227 and encodes 408 amino acids.
AUGAGUGAGUUGCAAAGAGCUUGGGCCAAGAGGAAACUCGACCCCAUGCAUCCUCUACCGGAGCCCCUCAACGACCUCGACGAGGAACCCGAGACCGAUCAGCUCCCCGAGUUGCCGGAGCACAUGGACGACGGAGACUCCUCCUCGGCCUCGUCCGCCUCGUCCGCUUCUUCUACCGGCACAAUCAUCCCAUCUCCGAGUCAGAACCUCUUUGCUCGACCGCAAGGUGUGUCGAGGGGCCGCACGCUGGAGCAAAUCCCGUGGACAACCUACUUUGAGAGAGAAUUGUUCCUGAAGCCCAAGGUCGGAGACGAUGACUCUGCCACCAUGACGUACCACGCCUACCUCAAUUCCCCUGUCGGGAAGGGACCCCUCUUCGUCAUGCACCACGGCGCCGGCUCUUCUGGCCUCUCAUUUGCGGCCCUCUCGUCCGAGAUUAGGAAACGCCUCCCCUCGGCCGGCAUUCUUUCUCCGGAUGCUCGCGGCCAUGGCUCGACAGUCAUCACGGACGGCACCGAGCUCGACCUCAAGCUCGACGUCCUGACGGAGGACCUGUUCAGCGUCAUCCAGCUGACAAAAGCCCAGAUGUCUUGGCCUGAACUUCCUCCCGUCAUUCUCAUCGGACACUCGCUGGGCGGCGCCGUCGUCACGGAUCUAGCCAAGUCGGGGAAGCUGGGCAACGCCCUGCUCGGCUACGGCGUUCUGGAUGUCGUGGAGGGCUCGGCAAUGGACGCUCUGCAGAGCAUGCUCACAUAUCUCUCAACGCGGCCCACCGGCUUCGCCAGUUUGCAGUCCGGUAUAGACUGGCAUAUCCGCUCGCGCACCGUCCGCAACUCGGUGUCGGCGCGGACGUCGGUGCCAGCGCUCUUGGUGUACGACGACUCCACCGACCCGACGAGGCCGUGGCGGUGGCGAACGGAUCUGGCGGCGACGCAACCGUUCUGGGAAGGCUGGUUCGUCGGCUUGAGUAAGAAGUUCCUCGAGGCGAGGGGUGGAAAACUGCUUUUGCUGGCGGGUACGGACAGAUUAGACACGGAGUUGACGAUCGGUCAGAUGCAGGGCAAGUACGCAUUACAAGUGUUCCCGGAAGCCGGACACUUCAUCCAAGAGGAUCUACCAGAGAAGACGGCGCUGGCAGUCGUGGACUUUUACAGGCGGAACGACAGAAGUGCCUUGGUGUUGCCGCCCAAGGUUGGCGACUUACUGAAGCAAGGCAAGAGAGUCUAG